Carcharodon carcharias (great white shark) is the source of this 2248-nucleotide messenger RNA. It is a transcript of the gene cebpa, whose product is annotated as CCAAT enhancer binding protein alpha. Gene Ontology annotation, biological process: DNA-templated transcription; myeloid cell differentiation; regulation of transcription by RNA polymerase II. The transcript has 2 exons. The coding region runs from base 88 to 1071 and encodes 327 amino acids. NCBI's taxonomy places the organism in Eukaryota, Metazoa, Chordata, Chondrichthyes, Lamniformes, Lamnidae. Gene Ontology annotation, molecular function: RNA polymerase II cis-regulatory region sequence-specific DNA binding; DNA-binding transcription factor activity, RNA polymerase II-specific. The record is from RefSeq and is a predicted model, not a curated record.
CCCCACUUUCCCCGCAGCCCCUCCCGGGCUCCUGCCACCCUGGAUUCCCGCAGUUCCUCACCAUGUUUCGCUCCCUUUAGAUACCCCAUGGAGCAGCCCAAUUUCUAUGAGUCGGAGCCCCGGCCAGUGGUGAGCGCUCAGCACCAGCAGCAGCAGCAGCAGCAGCAGCACCAGCAGCAGCACCAGCAGCAGCAGGAGGGGGGGGCUUUCGGCUACCGGGACCCCCCCUCCGAGCUGGGGGACAUUUGCGAGAACGAGAACUCCAUCGACAUCAGCGCCUACAUCGACCCCUCGGCGUUUAAUGACGAGUUUCUGGCCGAUCUGUUCACCCACCAGCAGCACCAGCAGCAGCAGCAGCACCAGCAGCAGCAGCAGCACCACCACCACCACGGGCUGGGCAAACUGAGCCAGGACAAGGCCAAAGGGCCGGAGUUUGACCACCGCAAGGUGCCCGUCCCGCAGCCCCGAAACCAGCCGCCGCCCCACCCUGUGCAUCAACCGCCCGGCUUCUGCUGCCUCCACAACUACGCGGGGGGCAAGGCGGAGGGUCUGGGGCCGCCGAGGUCAGUCAUGGUCAAGCAGGAGCCGCGGGAGCAGGAGAAGGAGCUGAGCCGCUGUCCGGUGCCCGGAGCCUUCGCCCCGCAGCCGCCGCACCACCCGCCUCACCUGCAGCACCAGGUCGCUCACUGCGGCCAGACCACCAUCCACCUCCAAGCCGGACACCCCACGCCGCCCCCCACGCCCGUGCCCAGCCCCCAGCACCUCAGCGCCCCGUCCGCCGCCCUCAAAAUGCAGCCGGCACCCCCGCCCAAAAGCAAGAAGUCGGUGGACAAGUCGAGCCUGGAAUACCGCCUGAGGAGGGAGCGGAACAACAUCGCCGUGAGGAAAAGCCGGGAUAAAGCCAAGAUGCGCAAUGUGGAGACGCAGCACAAAGUGAUUGAACUGACCAGUGACAACGAGAGACUCCGCAAGAGGGUGGAACACCUGAGCCGGGAGCUGGAGACCCUCCGGGGUCUCUUCAGACAGCUCCCUGAAGACUCUUUGGUAAAAGCGAUGGGAACCUGUGCCUGAACACACACAGUGUGUGUGUGUGUGUGUGUGAGAGAGACACUGAGAGACUCACAGAGACACAGAGAGACUCAGGGAGAGGGAGAGGGAGCUGCAAACUCUCCAACUCCAAAAGCCUUUUCAGUAAAAACCAACACCCGACAAAGCGACGCCUCUGUCCGCCCGGACUCCUCUUUAAGCCGACACUAAAAACAUGGGCUGGACCAUCCAAGCAGCCCAGUCCAACUCUCCCUCCAGGCAGCUGACCACAUCCCGGACCUGCUCAGACCCCAGAUGGUGAAGAUGUGUCUGUGUGUGUGUGUGUUUUUUUUUUUAAAUUUUAAAUGUUGAGUAAGUGCAGCCUCUGUCAGAAUGUGCGGGGUAGCUGCUCGACCCGGAGAGCAGGGCGGGAUUGGGACACAGAUUGAGCGGUGGGGAUUUGCGGGGAGGUGGCGAUGGUUAGAGUGGGUGGGGGUGGGGGGUGGGAGGGGAAGGGUUUGAGAAAUCAGUAAAUAACCAAAAAUAUUUUAUUACUAGACACAGAGACUUUAAAGAGUAUUUUGUACCAUGUUGCCGCUUGGGUAGCUCCAGAACUGCUGACGGGGUGGGGGGGAGGAAGAUUUGUCCCAUGUGAAUUUAUGACAGAAACUGUCUCCGAGAAGUAAAUAGAUGGAAAAAUAUAUCACCCCCACCCCCCCCCAUCCCCACCUCCCCAAGCCGUGUGAUCAUGCGGAACUUGCCAAUUUCUCGAUGAUUUCGAGUCAGGUUUCAGGGGCUGGACAUUGGGACAGAAUCUGGGGAGGUGUCUGUUUGAUAUUUCAGCCCCAGUUUGUAAGGGGUUUUGGCUUUUGAUAUCGCUCUGUUUGAACUGGAUGUGAAGUGUGUAGGUUUUUAUUUACCCACCACCCCAGGGCUGUCUCUGUCAGUUUGUAUUUGUUAUUUUUUUCUCUGGCGGGAGGGAAUGUCUUUGUUUUAUGUGUCUGUAUGUCUGUGUAUAUAUAUUUUUUCUGGAUGUUUUGUUUUAGAGGGGAAGCCGCUGACUGCUUUAGUCCCAGAGACGGUCGGCUCACCCAGUCUCCAUUCGCAACGUUGUCAGCGAUUCCAAAGAUUUUUUUAAACUAAUUUGUACCGAUAUCUGAUACCCUGUUGUCCAUGCAAUUUUAUGAAAAAAUAUGUAUAAUAAAUGAAAUAUUAUAUUUAA